AGUCUGUGCUUGUCUUGGCAGAGUCAGCCAGAUAAAAUGAUGCAAUAACGUCCGUGAUUCACGACCUGAAAGGAAGUUCAUGCUGAAUUAAGUUUGUCAGAUGAAUUCCACCAGUUGCAUGUGGCACCUGGUACGGAGAGAUACCUGGGAUGUGGGGAGAGUGGCAUGUGCAAACUUCAGUCUUUAUCUGGCUCCUCUCAGCACAGUCUCAAGCGUCCUUUUCUUUCCCACUACUGGGUAUGCCAAUGCCUUUUGCUCACGCAUCUCCAUCCCUACGCCAGGAGAUGGAGCGCAUGGGGCCUGGGUUCCCAGGCGCCGUGAACUCUGGGAAUGGCGGCAGUUUCAGCUGCCAGACCUUCUCCUUUUCCUCUCGCAUGGGCCCUGACGGCCAGAUGCACACAGAGCAGUUUGCAUCCAGCGCGGUGGGAGACAGAAGCAGAGACAUGCAUGAGGUGCAGCAGGCGUACAGCAACAGCAGCACCGGCGUGGACAAAAUGUCGCUGGAGCGCCAGCUGGAGAGCAGAGCUCGGAAGACGGUCAAAGAGAGGACGCGGGGCACGAUGGAGGAGCGCCAGACGGACAUGUUCCGCGGCAUGGACGAGGCUGACGCUGCCGACUUCGACAGCCAAUGGCAGCAGCGGGCAGCGCCGUCGCUUCCCAGGCAUCAGGGCUUUGCCCGGAUGCUCGGAGACGCCAGAGGGCCCGGUCGGCAAAUGAGUCGAGACUAUGGUCGGCAGCAGGCAUUGCCUUCUGGCUACGACGACACUGGCGCUGGCUACGAAGGCUACGAAGGCUACGAAGGCUACGUAGGCUACGGAGGCUACGGAGGCUACGGAGGCUACGGAGGCUACGGAGGCUACGGAGGCUAUGCUCCACAGCGUACGCCGGGCCGAGUGCAAGGAGGGCCCGCCUCAGCACAGCCGAGGCCAGCGCGGCAGUGGUGAACAGCAGCAGGACCAGGACCAGGCACAGUGAGGCCUAGCCCACCUGACGCAGCUGAGCCUUAGGAUCUUCCAGGUUUAAGACUAGGAUCGCACAGAAGG
Molecule: messenger RNA, 1043 nt
Organism: Effrenium voratum
Lineage: Eukaryota; Dinophyceae; Suessiales; Symbiodiniaceae
Source: the annotation of a GenBank genome assembly